Ipomoea triloba (trilobed morning glory) is the source of this 1134-nucleotide messenger RNA. RefSeq names its product E3 ubiquitin-protein ligase RNF170-like. The record is from RefSeq and is a predicted model, not a curated record. Bases 235 to 891 code for a protein of 218 amino acids. NCBI's taxonomy places the organism in Eukaryota, Viridiplantae, Streptophyta, Magnoliopsida, Solanales, Convolvulaceae. Gene Ontology annotation, molecular function: ubiquitin protein ligase activity. The transcript is spliced from 5 exons.
UACAUAUAUAUCUGUACGCGUAUACUUACGACAUACGUCUAUACUUACAAUUUCGCUCCACCCUUUUUGUGCUUCUGCUGCAUAUAUAUUUAUAUAUUUAUAUGAUGAUCGAGUGAAACAAUCUGGCUCUACAUGUACGGAAAUGGCAAGAAGGUGGGUGGGAUUUAUGUAAUGCCGAGUUAAACCCCAAAAAAGUCCCGUGCUUUGAGAGAGAGAAAGAGGGAAACAGCGAUAAUGAUAGAGAGCUCGAGUGAAAAUGGCAGCGGGUUCACUGAUAGAGAAAAUAGGGAAGAAGAAAUAGAGAGGAAGAGGAAGGAGAAGCCGCCGGAGGACGAUUGUUGCCCCAUUUGUUUCGGGGACUUCACCGUGUCUUGCAGGACCAAUUGCGGCCACUGGUUUUGCGGAAAUUGCAUUUUGCAACUCUGGAUGUAUAGAGGGGCACUUCGAGCUUGCAAGUGUCCCAUAUGCACUUGCUCCAUCUCCAAGCUGACACCGGAGGCAUCGUUGUUUUCUCGACAGGAAAAGGAAGUUGUUGACCUCCUUAAGGGCAUUGAGCGGUACAAUCGUCUAUACGUAGGGGGUUUGAAUGGGCUUUUGCUGAUACCCCUCUUACUAAGAAGAGUUUUCUGGGCAUUGAUUGACAUGCUUUUGGAUCCGCAUCAAAUAAGACUAAACUAUAAUGUGAUGCGUCUUGUGGCUCUCUUGCUAGGCUGGAUCUACCGCACAUGUGACUUUGACUUCAUUCCCACUGGUAGACUGGGAAUUUAUGGGCUGUUUGAUAGCUGUGCGGUUAUAGUGGUUGUGGUUCUGUUCUUUGCCGGCCUAUACCGGAAAUGGGUGCGUGGCCGCCGUGUGAGGCGGUUGGCUAUGGAGGAAGCAUGGCCUAAUUGAAGCGCUUGCAAAUGGGUUUUAACAUUUCUUUGUGACAUCCCUUCCACACCCAAUCUAGUGUAGCCUUAGCCUAGUCUUCAACUAUAAAUACCCACCCAUUAACCAGUCGCCGCGUAAAUACGGUUGUUAUUGUACCGCAAUAUCUGUUUUCUUAGUGCAAGCAGGCAAUCACAUUUUCUUCCCCCCUGUAGUCUUGUACAAUACUACACUUUAUUUUUUUUUUGAAAACACACUAUUUAUUUA